Molecule: messenger RNA, 501 nt
Organism: Lactuca virosa
Lineage: Eukaryota; Viridiplantae; Streptophyta; Magnoliopsida; Asterales; Asteraceae
Source: the annotation of a GenBank genome assembly
AUGUUGUUGCGAAAAAAACAUCUUCCAAGCUCAAAUUCUCUAUUGAUUCCGGUGUUUCUAAUUCAGGGGUUAAGGAAAAGAAGAAGUCAGAAUCAAAGUCUCAAGCUAAGAGCUCAAACAGUUGAAGAGCUUUCCACCAUAACAAAGCCUAUAACGAAGGUUAUUGAAGGAGAUAAGGAUAGCAAAGAGACGGAUGAAGAUGAUAGUGAAACUGAUGAUCUUACAUUUAAUGAUUCACCAAGAAAGGAUGCCACUGUCGAAUCAAAUACUGAGGAUACAAGCAACCUAGAUGUCAUUGUACACACAUCUGAUGUGGAUACAAACAUCACAACCAGUGCAAAUGAAUCGAAAAAUACUAUUCCACCUAAAGGUUCUAUUUCCAAGUUCAAUACAGAGGAAUAUAGGUCGUCGAACAUCACUGAUAACUUAUUUGAUAAGGAAUCAAAUGUUAAUAUAGGUGAGAAUCCUUUGACGUGUGUUCUAAUUUCAUCAAGUACUUAA